Molecule: messenger RNA, 5916 nt
Organism: Aquila chrysaetos chrysaetos
Lineage: Eukaryota; Metazoa; Chordata; Aves; Accipitriformes; Accipitridae
Product: cystathionine beta-synthase-like protein
Exons: 19
Coding region: 283-2016 (577 amino acids)
Cellular component (GO): cytoplasm
Molecular function (GO): cysteine synthase activity; cystathionine beta-synthase activity
Source: RefSeq, a predicted model, not a curated record
GCCGAUUUCGUAUCUCGACAUCCAUCUGCCUGAAGUUGCAGUGGUUGCUGUGAGGCUGACACUUUUUCAGACAGAACAGCUGACUCAGUGCCUCUUCCCUCAGUCCCUCCUGAAAGGCAUUAAAAGAUACAGAAGAAAUUGCUGCUUGGACUUUGUAGAGCAACAAGCUACGUUCUCGAGACGUUUCACUCUGCUUUGAAGAGGGUUCCAGUCUUGUGACCUCCAGUACUCAGUCUCCUGAAGAAAGUCCAGUCUACUGUGCUGUCACUUUCACCAAAGAACAUGGAGAAGUUGAUAUUGGAAAGGCCUGUUUCUGUGCCUAAGGGUGAAAUGCCUACACUUCCUUCCCAGGAGAAGCCAGAUACGAACUCAUGCCCUCAUACACCUGGCAAGUAUUUUCUCCCUGGUGGGAUGGACAAUGAGAACUGCAAGGCUAAUGAGAAGGAAAGGGAGUGGAUUCGCCCUGAUACACCUAGUAAAUGCACAUGGAAGCUUGGGAAACCCCUCUCUGCCUCCCCCCAUCGUCAUACCACUCUGCCAGAGCCUCUGAAAAUCAUGCCAAGCAUCCUGAAUAAAGUUGGCAAUACACCCAUGGUGCGAAUCAACAAGAUUGGGAAGCAGUAUGGGCUCAAGUGUGAACUCUUGGCAAAAUGUGAGUUCUUCAAUGCUGGGGGCAGUGUGAAGGACCGCAUCAGCCUAAGGAUGGUAGAGGAUGCUGAGAAGGCUGGGAUCCUGAAGCCUGGGGACACAAUCAUAGAGCCAACCUCUGGAAACACAGGAAUUGGGCUGGCCUUGGCUGCAGCAGUGAAGGGUUACCGCUGUAUCAUUGUGAUGCCAGAGAAAAUGAGUAUGGAGAAGGUGGAUGUCCUGAGAGCUCUGGGUGCUGAGAUUGUGAGGACCCCGACUACUGCCAGAUUUGAUUCUCCUGAAUCUCACGUGGGAGUAGCAUGGAGACUGAAAAAUGAAAUCCCCAAUGCACAUAUACUAGACCAGUACCGUAAUGCCAGCAACCCCCUGACGCACUAUGACACCACAGCUGAAGAGAUCCUGCAGCAGUGUGAAGGAAAAAUAGACAUGCUGGUGGCUGCAGCUGGCACAGGAGGUACUAUCACUGGCAUCUCCAGAAAGCUAAAGGAGAAGUGUCCAGGUUGCAAAAUUAUAGGUGUUGAUCCUGAAGGCUCCAUCCUUGCUACACCAGAAGAACUGAAUGAGACUGACAAGACAAUGUAUGAAGUGGAAGGAAUCGGAUAUGAUUUUGUCCCCACGGUGUUGGAUAGAUCUACAGUGGACCAGUGGUACAAGAGCAAUGAUGAGGAGUCGUUUGCUUUAGCACGCAUGCUGAUUCGAGAGGAAGGACUGCUGUGUGGUGGCAGCUCAGGCAGUGCCAUGUCUGUAGCUGUGAAGGCAGCCAAAGAGCUGAAGGAAGGUCAGCGCUGUGUUGUUAUCCUCCCUGACUCUAUCAGGAACUACAUGUCCAAGUUCUUGAGUGACAAAUGGAUGAUUCAGAAAGGGUUCAUGAAAGAUGACGACCUUGUUAAAAAACCUUGGUGGUGGAACAUCAGUGUUCAGGAACUAAGCCUCUCUGCUCCCCUGACUGUGCUUCCAACUGUUACCUGUGCAAAGACUGUUGAAAUUCUCCGGGAGAAGGGAUUCGACCAGGUACCAGUUGUUGAUGAAUCUGGGGUGAUUUUGGGCAUGGUUACCCUGGGUAACAUGCUUUCUUCACUACUUGCUGGAAAAGUUCAGCCUUCUGAUGAAGUCAGCAAAGUAAUCUACAAGCAAUUUAAACAGACAGAUAACCAAGCAUCAGGUGGAAAUGUGAUUAACCUGAAAGACAACUUGGGGAAACUCUCUCAUAUUCUGGAAAUAGAUCACUUUGCUCUAGUGGUUCAUGAACAAAUUCAAUAUCACACUGAUGGUUCCUCCAGUAAGCGGCAAAUGGUGUUUGGCAUCGUUACAGCCAUUGACCUGCUUAACUUUGUGACUGUGCGAGAACGGGAAAGGAAGUCCAGCUAAAGUCAAGUAGCAAUGUGGAACCUCUUCAACAACAUUUUGCAGUCUCCAACAAAGAAUCAGGUUUAUUUCUUAGGUAGAAUGGUCUGUCCUUAGGGUGUUGGUUUUUUUUAAAUUCUGAAAAUAAGCAGUUAGCUAUCCUGGUGUCAGCUAUACAACCAGUGCAUUUUGCUGUAUUGCACAGCUUCUGGGGACUUGUUUAUUAAUCAGGUUACACAAUAUUUCUUAUCAAGACAAUUUAUUUUUUUACCUAUAUAUAUGUAAAAAUAUUGCCUAAAUUAACUGGUAUGUUCCUUACUUGUUAUGUCUAAAGUCUGGCUUUCCAAAACAUAGUUUCGGAUUCAUAGAAUGUGUUGAAAUAAAGAGUUACGUAAGCAGAGGCCCAAGAGAGCUCUGGAAAGUUUUGGAAUUUUUUUUUUUUGUGCAGGGGUGUUAGGUUAGGUAAUACCUGUGUGAGACAAAAAUGGGACUGGGGCAUGGGGAGAAGAAAGGGGGAUUUCCCUUUGGUGACAUCAGUAUAAAGCAAGAGGAAAUCCUGAGAGCUGGAGUUGAGGCUUGUUUCAACUAGCUGCUCUGAGGAAAAGCUGACUUGAGUGGAAGCCUGACAGUGAAGUGACAAACGUGAACGAGUGACUUUGUUCUACACGGUGCACUGGCUUUCACUGCGAAGGCAGACCUUUCUUUUUUUCCAAUUUUACCCUGUUAAGUAAGCACAAGUGAAAAGAUUAAAAGGCAAGAUCAAGCUUCUUGCCUGAAGGUUUUUGAAAAUCACAGUUUCAUCUAGUACCUUCCCCUUACCUCCCCACCCUCUUAUUUAUCUUAAAGUGCUUCUUCUUAUGCCUGUUUUAGAAGAGCCAAAGGUAAUCUGUCAAGAGCUGUAAACUCUUUCAAGUCCUGCUCAAGUGCUCCUACACUGUGUAGCACCUUAUUCCAGGACAGAAACCCUACUACUAAUUGAAUUCACUGUAGCCAAACUUGGAAGUAACUGGCAAACAUGGUGUGGACUGGUAAUGUCAAGAGUACACAAGAGUAACGUGCAGUAGGUCUGUGCAGCUACAACUUUUCACCACUUCUGUAACUCUGGCUUCUUGAGUAAUGUUUGACUUGCGUAGCCAUGGCACAGUUUGGCACUCGCAGUCCUGUCUGUACGCUGCUGUGCUCAGGCUACUGACUGCUAUUAGUGGUAAUGAUAAGUGAAAUCACACUGUGGUUACAGGAGAAAAGUAGCUGGUUUUCUUCUUCAUAAAGACUGCUCUAAUCCUCUUCUGACUGGUCUUUUGCCAAGAAUAAAGUUUUUGAUCAGCAAGAGUGGCAGUUGUCUUAGUUUGUGUCUCUUUCCACUGAAGUAGAAGAAUACUAUUUAGGCUGGGGUUAUUGCUGGUAGGAUAGCAAAGUUUUGGGGUUUGUUUUUUCUUUACAAAAAAAAAAAAAAAAGCUGAAAUAAGUUGUGAGUCAGCUAAGAGAAAACAAAGAGGUUAUUUAAAAAUCACAGUUACUACCUCCUGUAUAUAGAUUUCUUUCUACCUUGCUGGCCUCCCUAUGGCAGUGGAAUUUGCUGUACAUUUUGCAAGGGUGUGCCCAGAGGAGAGAGGUGGUGGAAGCCGCCCUGUCCCAUGUCAGUGCUGAGCAAAGAACAUUAAGCAGAGCCCUUGCAGUUGUGCCUUGGGUGAUGCUGGCCUGAGAAGGGAGGCAAGAGCUCAAAGCCAAAGAAGUGACACCAGUGAUAGUGUCUGCCUGCCAGCAGUGUGACAGCCUGGUUUGUUUUCUGACUGCUUCUCUCUCACCUUAAAUUUGCGAAUGUUAAGUACUUUGUUGUAAUAAUAAAAACCCCAGCUUGGGUGCUCUGACUAGUGGAAAGCUGAACUAGUGUGAGUAUCAGAUGUUUGUACCUGUGCAUUAAAGACAUUGUUUUCAAAUCUGGAUUAGCUUUUCUAGGCUGAACAGCUCUGUCUUACCUCUGUUGCAGCUUGGCAGAGCCUAAUAACUCAUCUUUCAAACUAUUUUUUUAGCUACUUCCCAAGGACUCAUAAAUAACUUAGCACAGUUAAGGGCACGGUCUUUGAUCUUAGCACUUUUAACAUCCUUUAUGUUUCUCAGUGUAGAGACAGUCUGUGAAUGGUCAGUUGUAUCCCUUGAGACAUUAGUAUUUCAGCCAAGCUUCUAAACUCCUUUCUCAAUUAUUUCAAAUACUGUUGUCAGAUAUAUUUUCAGAUCUAUUCUUAAUUUACAGGGAAGACUGAGGGACUUAUUUCUUUGAUUAUUUGUAUUUUCACUGUAACCAUUGAUUCCCAUGCUGUUAAAAGAACCUGUGUACUUCACUAGAUGCUACUAACUGAAGGAUUUGUUGCAAUCGUAGCUGCCACUGCCGCUAAAUUUUGGCAUUACUGUUGCCCUUGAAAAUUUACUUCACUUGCUUUUAUCUGAUUUUUCCCAUUUUCCAUCUGACCUUUGGUGUCGGGGGGGGGGGGGAGGUUGCUUAAGUGUUUGGGGUUUUUUUCGUUUUAUUUUUGUGCCUGUAAAUGUUCCAUGUCCCAACCUAACUGAAUUCAGCAAAAAAUAGGAGGGUAGAAGGACAUUCCCAAAGUUGCUUUCAGAACAGCAGUACAGGAGAGAAGUUAGAGUUGGGGCAGCAGCAGAUUAAUGGGUAGCUUCACUUGUGACACAGAGAAAAGUGUAAAGAUUUUAAUUUGCUUUUUUAGUUUACCGUUGAUAAAUUAAUCUGUAGCAUCAUCAAAUCAGGUGGUAUUGCUGACUAAGAAAGGAGUGGUUAGAGUCUGAAGCAAUCCAAGUAAGCCAAAGUAUCCAAGACAUCCACCUGUGCCGCUCUGCCUAUGUGGUUUGGUAAGAGGAGGAGCUGUCUCCUCUUCUACACUGGCACAAGGAGGAAACAGUGGCCACCAGCCACUCUUAUUCACAGCGGCAACCCUGUUUGACCAGAGGAAUUGGGGAAAUAAAUGGAGUUGCUGAAUGACUGCAAAACUUUCCAGAGCUCUUCCCUAUAGUAGUGAUGAAGGCAGCAAAGAGAAGGGGACAGAGAGUCCUGCAAAGUUGAAGUUUCUCUAAGGCAAAAGCUUAUGAGCGUGAUGCUUUUUUGUAUGUGUGAGAAUGUUGUUACUAGCCUGGUCCUGGUUAGUAGUGGUAAGGCUGGAUUAAUGCUUUACUCAUCUGUUUCAAAUACUAUGAGGACCAAGAAAGAUAUUGCAGUUUGUUUGUUUGGUCUUUAACCUGAAGUUCAAGUCCAGAGCUUGAACAGAACUGUAUUUUUUUCUGAAGUGGGUGCCUGCAUCUUCUGUUUACCUGUGCUGAUUAUGCAAUUGCUGACUCAACCUGAAGACUAUUUUGCACAUGGAUAUUUGUAUUGACAAUUUAUGCUGUAUUUGUUUGUCACUGUAAAAGAAUAUCAGUCCUUUUGGUCUAAUGUUAGCUCAGCAAAAAUACUUCCAUUUUCUAACCUGAAGACAAUUAUCCAGUAAAAUCUGUAUAAUAUUUUGCAAGCAGUUACUAGGCAAUGACUUAAGGAUCAUUUUGAAGUCAUUGUAUCCAAUAUUACUUCCCGCUUCUUCCACAAGCUGUGGCUGACUCCAGAAGUUUGUCUAACUGAGGUUCCUCUAAGCAGCCAGGCCAGUCUCAUUUGCCCACCAAGCUCGUCGCUAAAUGGUUUUUGAAAACGUCUGCUUGCCGUUAUGAAUUUCACACAACAUGCUCACUGUCAGGAGUUGCCUACCAUUGCCACUGUCAUCCAACAGCCUUUCUUACUGCAUAGCGUCAACAUGCUACCAUCACAAAGGAAGGACUUCUUAUGCUUUAAGGAGCCCAGAAAAAUCAAUACUGUGCGCUGUAUUUAUUGCACAAAUGUUCACAAAUGUACAAUAUAAAGAGUUCAAUAAAAGCUGUUUGAUUGCA